Messenger RNA from [Torrubiella] hemipterigena, 957 nucleotides. NCBI's taxonomy places the organism in Eukaryota, Fungi, Ascomycota, Sordariomycetes, Hypocreales, Clavicipitaceae. The record is from the annotation of a GenBank genome assembly.
AUGAUUGCGCCUGACUGGAUUGAGUACGAAAAUGCCAACGGCGGCCGUUUUUCACUCUCAGGAUCUGCUGAAGAGAUUAUUUCCCAAGUCAAGCAGCUUAGUGCUAGAGUAGCGCCGUCUGAAACUGUGCCGAACAACUUGACGAUUGAAAAUCGCCUCGCUGGCUCUAUUGGAGUUCGUGUUUAUACACCCAAAAUCCAAAAUGCAUCCCAUCAGCUUCCCGUCUGCCUAUUCUCACACGGUGGCGGCUUCAUUGCCGGAAGUCUGGACUCGGAGGACGACUUCUGCCGCUGGAUUGCCACGACCAUAGGCUGCAUCGUCGUGUCUAUCGAUUAUCGACUUGGGCCUGAGAACAAGCUUCCAACUAUGCUGGAAGAUGUGGUCUCUGUGUACAAGUGGGUGUGUCAGCCCGAGAAUGCACUGCUUGGAGAGCAAGGAGAACUAUUUGCUAUGGGCGGGUCGGCGGGCGGUGCUCUCUCUCUUGCUCUUGCCAACUAUAUUUGCAAAGAGAGCGCGAAUGGAAACCAGUUGCGCAAAUUGGACGGAGUCAUUGCGCUGACGCCGAUUACUCUGCAUCCUGACAAUGUGCCCACUGAGCACGUUGCCGGGUAUACUUCGUACACGGAGAAUGCCGACGCGCCCAUCAUGGGUAGUCAUGCGAUGCGCAUCUACCUAAAUGCCGUCGACGCGGUGCCUACGGAUCAAUCCAUCUUCACGGCGCUCAGCCCACGCCUGGCCGACUUUCCUCCUGUAUAUGUUGGAACGUGUGGCGCGGAUCCAUUGCGUGACGAUGGCCGUGUCAUGGUAAAUCUGCUUCGCAAGUCUGGUGUCAAGGUCGUGGCGGACCACUACCCUGGGUAUCCGCACAUCUUUUGGAUCUUUCGCCAGUUUGCAGGAUCGGCGUUGUUCUAUGAGAACUUGGAGAGGGGAAUCAAGUCUAUUUUACAGAGUAUUUAA